Messenger RNA from Callorhinchus milii (elephant shark), 893 nucleotides. It is a transcript of the gene nxt2, whose product is annotated as nuclear transport factor 2-like export factor 2. Gene Ontology annotation, biological process: protein import into nucleus. NCBI's taxonomy places the organism in Eukaryota, Metazoa, Chordata, Chondrichthyes, Chimaeriformes, Callorhinchidae. The record is from RefSeq and is a predicted model, not a curated record. The transcript has 4 exons. Gene Ontology annotation, cellular component: nuclear pore central transport channel. The coding region runs from base 204 to 548 and encodes 114 amino acids.
CAGGGCAGCCGAAGAGUUUGUGAACAUUUAUUAUGACACGAUAGACAAGAGGAGGCGAGCUUCGCACCCCAUUCUUGCCCGGCUGCAGAUCCCAGCAGAUGGACUUCAAGAGCCUCCUCCUCAGUGUGGGGGAAGAGAGGAGGUCGAUGAGUCCAUCUGGCUGAUGAAAGUGUCUUUAAAAUCCAUCCGUUUAAUUUCCGAGGAUGUUGGUGAACGAGAAUCUGGUGCUCACCAAAUUGUACUUGGACACAGCCAACCUAGUGUGGAACGGCAAUGCCGUGUCCGGCAACCGAGCCCUCGCCGAUUUCUUCGAGAUGCUGCCAUCCAGCGAUUUCCAAGUGAACAUGUUGGAUUGCCAGCCGGUCCACGAGCAAGCUACUCAAGGGCAGACGACUGUGCUUGUGGUCACGUGCGGGACAGUGAAGUUCGAUGGGAACCAGCAGCGCUACUUCAACCAGAAUUUCCUGCUGACGGCGCAGGUCACGCCUCAGAACACGGUGUGGAAAAUAGCCAGCGAUUGCUUCCGCUUCCAGGACUGGCCCAGUUAAUCUUUCAUCCGAAACCAAGGUUGGGGAACAAAAUCAGUGCUGUAUCAGAUUUGAUUGACUCUGCCAGAAAUAAAUUGCGAAUCAAAGACGGGGAAGGAUAAAGAACGUCGGGUUUAUUGUGACCGACCGGAAAGUCUGUCUUGAGAAGAUUGAAAAUAGGAAAGGGAAGAGAGGAGGAAAAACCUGCUCCAUUGAACAGCAUUUUACCAUCACAUGUAAAACUGGUAUCCAGUGUCCAUUCAGCAUAUAAAUACAUGAGCCAAAGCACAACCUGUGUUAUCAGCCUCCAGAGAAGCCUGUAAAGUUUUUAUUGUGAUAUCAAUAAACUGAUUUACUACAGACAAA